AUGGAGGAGUGCAAGGCUGUGGCGAGUCCUGUGGAUGUCAGUUCUCGACUGAUGUCAAGCAGCACUGCGAGCAAGAUCGAUGUUCCAUUCCGUGAAGCUGUUGGUGCUUUGAUGCAUCUGACGACUGCAAAACGACCGGACAUUGCCUAUGCUGUGAGCUUUGUGUCGCGCUUCAUGAAGAUUCCCCAAGAAGAACACUGGGUUGCGGUCAAGCGCAUCUUUCGCUACCUAUAA
Messenger RNA from Peronospora matthiolae, 234 nucleotides. Lineage: Eukaryota; Oomycota; Peronosporomycetes; Peronosporales; Peronosporaceae. The record is from the annotation of a GenBank genome assembly.